CCCCGUCUCUAUGGAAACGGUCCGCCCCCUGGCGCGCGCCGCGAGCACCAUGGCUGCCGGGGAGCCAGGCCCUCCGGGCGGUUACUCCUUCAGGUUCCUGCCUCAGAAAACCUUCCCGUCUCUGAGCGCCCCGGAGACCACCAGCCGGCUGCGCCAGUGGUCCAUGCUGGGCAGGGUGACGGCGCAGGCGUUCGGCUUCGACCGCACCUUCCGCGCGCACCGGAGGGACGACUUCGCGCUGGCUUUUUUCAAAGACCCAAAUGUUAUUCCAAAUUUGCAGUUACUUUCAGAUUCUUCUGGACAGUGGAUGACAUUAGGAACUGAAGUGAAAAAAGUUGAAGCUACAAAUGUUCCUUGCACACAGCUUUCAAUGUCAUUUUUUAAUCGGUUAUAUGAUGAAGAUAUUGUACGAGACACCGGACAUAUUGUUAAGUGCUUAGAUUCUUUUUGUGAUCCAUUUCUCAUUUCUGAUGAGUUACGAAAAGUUUUAUUAGUGGAAGACUCAGAAAAAUAUGAAAUAUUCAGCAAACCAGACAGAGAGGAGUUCCUGUUUUGUCUCUUUAAACAUCUUUGCCUUGGUGGAUCCCUUUGUCAAUAUGAAGAUGUGCUUAGCCCGUAUCUGGAGACAGCAAAGCUUCUCUAUAAGGAUCUGGUGAGUGUUCGAAAACACCCUCAAACCAAGAAAAUACAAAUUACUUCUUCUGUCUUUAAAGUUACAGCCUAUGAUUCUACUGGUGUGUGCUACCCUUCCACAAAGAGUCACGAGCAGACAUUUGCUUACUUUAUUGUGGAUCCUAUCAAGCGUCACGUCAAUGUUUUAUACCACUGUUUUGGUGUAGGGGAGAUGUCUUAGUGUUCUUACAUGUUACCUAUAUCUGCUGUAUUUUAAUUUAUCAUUUCUCUAUUUUAGUGGUGAUUUAUGGACAAAUACUGUGUAGAUGAGUUGAAGUAAAAUAUAUAGAGUGUGCUUAGAACUGAAGAAAGCAAACCCCAAGGUGCCUUUGGAAAUUUGUCUAGCGGACACAUUUCUACUCACAUAGGAAUGCUAGUAUAACCUGUAUGAAACACAGAAAUUUUUACAGGAAGUUACAAGGAACUAAAAAUUGCCGGGCGUGGUGGCGCACGCCUAUAAUCCCAGCACUCAGGAGGCUGAGGCAGGAGGAUCGUUGCAAGUUCGA
Messenger RNA from Chinchilla lanigera (long-tailed chinchilla), 1178 nucleotides. RefSeq names its product chromosome unknown open reading frame, human C11orf70 (gene Cfap300). The transcript has 7 exons. Lineage: Eukaryota; Metazoa; Chordata; Mammalia; Rodentia; Chinchillidae. The record is from RefSeq and is a predicted model, not a curated record. Bases 11 to 853 code for a protein of 280 amino acids.